Messenger RNA from Daucus carota subsp. sativus, 1754 nucleotides. RefSeq names its product probable polygalacturonase At1g80170. The transcript has 11 exons. Gene Ontology annotation, biological process: carbohydrate metabolic process. Lineage: Eukaryota; Viridiplantae; Streptophyta; Magnoliopsida; Apiales; Apiaceae. The record is from RefSeq and is a predicted model, not a curated record. Gene Ontology annotation, molecular function: polygalacturonase activity. Bases 1 to 1332 code for a protein of 443 amino acids.
AUGUGUGUCAUCGAUGUAAUAGAGGAUAAUAUGUUGCAGACAAAGGUGUGUAAAUACACAUUCUACAAUCUAAGCUGUUCCAUUGUCAAGAUCAUGGAACUCGUAGCAUGGUUUCUGAUAACCGGGCUUAUUUCGUUUCACAUCACAUAUUCAGAUGCUCAACCAGCUGAUGUCAACGUAAUCGAAAAUGGAGCUAAUGGUGAUGGCAAAACAGACAGUACCAGAGCUUUCAACAAGGCUUGGGAUGUGGCAUGUGGUAUCACAGGCGCCAGUGCUAAAUUAGUAGUUCCUCAAGGGCGGUUCUUGGUGAAACAAACCACAUUUAAAGGGCCAUGCAAGGCCGCCAAGAUCAUUGUAGAGCUUGGUGGUACAAUUGUGGCACCAGAUACACCUAAGGCGUGGGACGGAUUGGAUGCUGGAGUUUGGCUAGUAUUUGAAGCAGUGAAUGGAAUGACAUUGGAUGGAUUAGGCAACAAAGGUGGCUUCAAUGGCAAUGGCAAAGGCUGGUGGGAUCAGUCAUGUAGAUACCAUCCCGAUUUGAAAGGCUGCACCAAGCUAGCACCCACAAGUUUAAAGUUCUUUAAGAGCAACAACCUAAGAAUCAAAGGAGUGAAUAUUGUACAGAGUCCGCAAACUCAUGUACUGUUGUUUAAAACCGACAGAGUCACUAUUGACUCCGUUAAUAUCGAUUCUCCUAAAGAUAGUCCUAACACUGAUGGCAUCCACAUCCAAUCGGCCAACGGAGUGAGCAUUAGUAACUGCAAGAUCAAAAAUGGUGAUGACAAUAUCUCUAUUGGUGAUCACUGCCUCAACAUUAAAAUAAACAAUAUUGAAUGUGGACCUGGAGGUCAUGGCAUAAGCAUUGGAAGCUUAGGCAAGGAUGGAGGUCAAGUAGAAGUGAGGAAUAUUCAUGUUAAAAAUGUUUCUUUCACCGACACUACAAAUGGAGCUCGAAUCAAAACAUGGCAGGUUGGGAAGGGAGUUGUUCAAAAUGUCAUAUAUGAAGACAUUAAGCUUGAAGCCUGUGAAGCCCCAAUAGUGAUUGACCAAAAUUACUGUGCGGUCCGAGGUGCUUGCAAAGAAAAAGCAGGGUCGGGAGUUCAAAUAAGUGAUGUGGUGUUCAAGAAUUUCCAUGGGACAGCGGCAUUAGCAGAAACAAUACAAAUGGGAUGUAGCAAAUCAUUCCCGUGCAAAGGGAUAACACUGGAUGCCAUAGACUUGUCACCGGCCAAGGGAGUGCCUUGUAAAGCCAUAUGCACCGACGCCCAUGGGACCGAGAAAGGAACUGUUAAACCAGGCCCCUGUCUUCUUGCCCAGGCUAAUGAGCUUUAGACCUCCUCCCUUACAUAUCAAAUUUUGCAUCGGCUUAGUUAAUCAAAUAAUUAGUCAUUGAGUGAUUUUAUAUCAUGGAUUUAUUGGUGUCCACGAUAAAUAUAUAUAGUUAACAUCGCCAUAGAAUCUGUUCUUAUAAAGGAUACAAAGAAUAAGCGACACACGCGACAGAUCUAGAUUAAACAAUAAACUGCUAGUUUUUAAGACAUGCUAAACAAAUUGUACAGAUCGUUAUAUUUGCAAAACAAUAUCAAACCAAAAAAUAUAAUGUGGUGCUAAAUCGGAGUAAGAAUUCUAUUUACAGAGCCAAAGAAUCCAGAUAACUUUGUUGAUCAGGCUUGAGUGCUAGCAGCCAAUGAAGUACAAUAAUUGAGUCCUCAAUGUUAUUCUAUUUUGUUUGGUAUUAAAGGAGAUGGAAUCCU